Molecule: messenger RNA, 15209 nt
Organism: Notolabrus celidotus (New Zealand spotty)
Lineage: Eukaryota; Metazoa; Chordata; Actinopteri; Labriformes; Labridae
Exons: 53
Coding region: 392-13027 (4211 amino acids)
Cellular component (GO): nucleus
Molecular function (GO): zinc ion binding; nucleic acid binding
Source: RefSeq, a predicted model, not a curated record
GAAGCCAGCACCGGAAGUGUUCAGUGUUUACUGCCUCUGAUUCCUUCCUGGUUACAGACAGAAGAGGAUUUUCAACAGAAGGUAUCUGAGAGACCUGCACACAGAACCACAGCUUUGCAUUGUUAUCGGAGCGCUGUGCCCAAUCUUCUGCUCCUUGACCCCUUAGAGCCCUCAAGUUUGGAGGGCUCUCAGGGAGCUUGCUCCUGGUUCACCAGCAGACUGCUUACUUGCGGCUGAAGCCCAGCUUGCACUGACGCAGAAGAUAACCCCACCUUUGUUGUUGGUUGUUCAACAGCCAACACUAACCCCCUUUGCACCCUAUAUAUCUACACCCCCCUUCAUGAACUGCAAUGGACAUCAAUUUGAUUAGCCUCUGAAGAUCACAGACACCAUGUCCCGUCUCCCGUAUAACCCCUAUGCCUCUGGGAACCAAAAUCCCCCCCAGGGGCAGUAUGGACUCCCCAAUACACAGACUGAACGGGAUUCUCGGAGGCCUGCUUCUUUUCUUGGAUAUAGUUCACCACUUAGUUCUUUUGGAGCUCACUUUGGGGUUCCUGAGAACUCUGGGGGAAGGAUGCCUGCACCACUGAAUUACAGGUCUGAACCAAGUAGGGUGAUAAGGGAUGAGGAUGCAAAGAGCUCCAUGGACAUGCAUAUUAGCAAAGCCAGGGAGGAGGCCAGGCUUGCCAUGAAUCCAAUGCGUCAGCCGAUGGACCAGAGGCCUCCCUUCACCAGCUCUCAAAGAGAUGAGUUUCGCCCCUCAGGCACAGGGAUGACCUCUUACCCAAUGACUUCAAACUCUUCCCCUCGAGACACACAUCAGUUUGCCAUGGGAAGUAGUAAUAACAACCCUAACUGGUUAACAAGGCCCUCAUCUGACGGCUCUUUAAUGAAGUCAUCAUCCGCGUUGUCAAACCUUGCAAGCGGUGACCGUGGAAGGUUUGAUGCUCCCAAAGAAGAACAGCGUGUUAUGCAGGGUAUUCCAGGGUUAGGGGACUUUGACUACCGACCUUCGAACAAACCUCAACCCUCAACGGACGCCAAUCAACCGAAGUACACAUCUGAAUCGGCUUCUAGCAUCCUCCAACGCUUUGGGCUUGAAAAAGAGGAUCUGGAACAUCUCAUCUCCUAUCCUGAAGACCAGAUCACUCCUGCUAACCUGCCGUUCAUCUUGCGCCAAAUACGCCUCGAGAAGGACAAGAAGGCCACGACUGGAGUUCAGCCAAGCCCUUAUGCUGAACUCCAACCCACCAGGACAGUUGGUGGAUUGGACAGUUACAGUUUGAAUAGAGGGGCAGAGGUGCACAUCGAAGAAACCGCAUCCUCUGUUCUACAGCCGAGUCAAGUGAUCGACUAUGGACAUAUUGGCAAAUACACAGCAGGGGUUGGGGAUGACAUUGGUAGGAAAAGUGAAAGAGACAACAGUGGUGGGAGUAAGUUGUUCAUGAUGGACACUGCUGCUAACAGACAGAAUCCAGAACCACUGCAGAAAAAUACAACAGAUUUGAAAAGCAGUGCGUUUGGUUCUUCACGUGAGCAGGGAAGUUCUUUCCCUGGUCCCAGCUCUUCGUACAGUCCAGCUAUGAGCUCUGUGGCUCCCCCAGGCAGCGAUCAGACAAAACGAUUGCUGCCCCAACCCAAUCAGACUUUCCAGAAUAUCCUCAGCUCUUUCUUGUACCCGAAGAAAGACACAGACACCAGAGGUCUCAUGUCAGACGCGUCCAAACCGCUAUCUUUGAAGCAACCGGACGGAGAUCGGCAGGCAUCGAAAGCUCAAGUACCCUCCGCUUCCUCCCACGGCACGCAUCCCAGCCGACCCGGCCUCGUGCUCAUCGGCAGCAAUGACCCCACUGACGCAAAGGACUCGGGUAAAACAAAAGGUAAAAUGUCAGUACUUAUUGAACAUUUUAUUAAGCAGCGGAAACUGAGGGAGCAAAUGCAGCAACAACCCACGCAGCCAACGAAGCCGGCGCAGCAGCAGAGGCAGCCGGCGCAGAAGCAACAAUCAAAGCAACAGACGAAGCAGCCCCAGAAGAAACCAGCACCACAGCAGACAAGGAAAGUGUUGCCUCCAGUUUUUGGGAAGUCAGUCCCCACUGGUGGUGCCAUCGCAAGCCAGAACAAACUGCUUACUUCCAAAAAGCAGCCCAAAGACAAGGUGGCCGCCUCCAUGGAUCGACCGACGCCGGUGAUGAUGUCCGACUAUGCAGCCGCCUCACCAAGAAUCUUUCCUCAUAGCUGUACUCUGUGUAACAAAGAAUGUACUAAUAUGCAGGAUUGGAUCUCCCACCAGAACAGCAGCCUUCACCUUGAGAGCUGCACACUUCUCAGAAAACGGUACCCAAAGUGGGAUGGUGAGAUUGUACAUGAGCCAAGGGCUACAGGUAAAGAUGCCAAGCCCUCAACCUCUGCAAAGAAAACUCGGCGUGGAAGCCGCUCUCGAUCAAAAUCGUUCAGCCCCCAUCGCCGGCCCGGCUCAGCGGGUAGAAAGGAUAAACGAAGAAGCCGCUCUCGAUCUUGGUCUCCACAGAGCUCCAAAUACAAUCGCAGCUAUCGGUCAAGGUCACAGAGCCCUGAGAGACCAAAGCGCAAGGAUGACAGACAAUCAUCUCCACGGAGAACUCGAGAUAGACGAUCACCCUUCAAAAGGAGCAACGAGUCAUGGUCCCCACCAAGGAGGGCCGAUAACAGGCGGUCGCCCCUAAAGAGGAGUAACGAGUCAUGGUCCCCACCGAGGAGGAGCGACGAUAGAUGGUCGCCACCAAGGAGGGGCGAUGAAAGGCAGUCGCCACAGAGGAGGGCGGGCAAGAGGUGGUCGCCACCGAGGAGGAGCGACAAUAGCAGAUCGCCACAGAGGAGGAGCCAGGAGGGACAAGAGGGGUCGUCUCCUCAACAGAAGGGGUUGAACAAUGCAGAGAGUCUGGCUAAGAAACUACUGGAAACAUCAGCUGUUCAGUCGCUCUCAAAUCAGUCCGACCUUGAGGCCGUGGUUAAAACUCUAGCUCCCGCCUUAUUGGCCGAGCUAGCCAAGAUGACCUCCCCCUCCACCUCCUCGUCUUCGAAAGGAGGGCAACGCUCCGUGCCUCCUUCCUCUGCAAGACGAAAGAAACCUUCUUCUUCUGCCGCCUCCUCUACAGCGAGGAUGAAGGGCUCCACCAAAGCACUUCCUAUCCUAAGGAGUGAGGUGGAACUAAGAAAUAUUGAUGAAGGUGUCUCUUACCUGGAUUUGGUCUCUGCUUUGGAGCGAUUCGGAAGAACAACAUAUGUUGAAAUCUUCCGGGCCACAAAUCAGGGAAUCGUGCAGUUCAAGAAAAUAGGAGACGGUGAUAUAUUGAAGCGUGCCGGGUCUCUUGAAGUGAAAGGAACAAGAGUCAUUGUUAUGAGAGAAAAGACGGCUGGGACUGAGAAGCAGACAAAGCAUCCUCUAAGAAAACCUGCCAGAUCCAGUUCCUCCACCCCUCAGACCAACACCACUAGAAAGACUCUUCUUCCUACACCUUUCAUUCCUCCGCUUUUGGGUUUGACCACUGGAGCCAGAAAAGGUACAAAAGGCAAACUUAUGUAUCCGAAAACCGCCGCUAAAGACCCGGCUAAAGGUUCAGCUAAAGGGGUGAGCACUGUCGCGAAAGCCAAAGUCUUGGUGUCCAAGGCAAGGAAUGUCUCGACCAAGAGGAUUACCAAAACCAUAAAUACCACAAAGUUGCCUUCAAAAGGAACAGGGAAGACCGCCAUGACCAAGCAAAGUGCUUCCUCCGCAUCCAAGGCUGCAUAUGUAGCAAAUCAGCAAGAACCUGCUGGCUUGAAACAACAACCUAUCCCUGUGAGAACCGACACCAGGAGUGUCACUGUCACUGCCAAAGUGGUUAAGCCAGCAAACAUGGUGAAUACUAAGUUAAUACAAGUCCCACUGAUGGAAGAAAAGGACUUCUUAACUUUGCAGACACCUGAAACUCCUUUAGAGGAGCCGGCUGCAGGAAAGGCUGAAGCAGUUGGAGAGAAGUUAACUUUACCCGCCAAGCCUGAACCUUCAGACAGCAGGCCGGGCACUGGGGACUCUAAAGAACAACUUGUACCUGAGAAAUCUGAAAAAGGAAGUGUAGAAGUCAUCAAGAUUACAAACAGGACUGGUACUGAACCAGCUAAAGACCCAUAUACUGAAAGAAAGGUCCUGGUUACCCAAGCAGAAACAACCCCGACCGCACAGAGACCUGAAACUCAAACGGCCAAGCCUCCUGGAUCAGGAGCUGUGAAUAUUGCAGAAACAGCUGUACCUUUAAGACCUGGAAAUGCAGGAAAACAGGCACAAGGAGAAAGUUUCAAACCCACCCAGUCUGAGACCAGGGGGCAAGGAUCUGUGGAGGUGCAGGCAGACACAGUGGAGUCUGGGAAAGCUUCACCUCCGACCGUGGUGAAGCUACAUGGGAUUUGUAGUUCUCUCUCUCACAGUGAGGUGGUCUCUGCUGUGGAGCGCUUUGGAAAAACUAAAUCUGUGGUGCUGUUUCGGGCUCGAUUGGAGGCUGUCGUGAUUUACGAGAAAGUGGAAGACGCCAAGAAGCUGAAGAGCGUAAAGAGCCUCGAUGUGAACGGACUAGAAAUCAGCAUAGUCGGAGAAAAGGAGGCUGUUUCUAAGGAGCUAAAGACCCCUCAUCUGAGAAAACCUCCCUCUUCCAGUGCUUCCCUCGCUGAAUCCAGCAAAGGAAAGGUUCCACCUCCUUCACUCACCGCUCCUAAAGGUGUGACAGCUGCGGCUACAGAAAAAGCCUUCACUCCAGAAGCAAGCAGUGUCUCAACCCUGCAGAUAAUGAAAACAGAACCAUUGGCGGUGAAAGGGGAUGUGAAAAAAGGAGCGGCGGUGAAGCAAAACGCAUCCUCAGUUUCCAUGUUGACGUCUUCUGAAAAAACACCUAAAGCCGCUGUUGAAGAAUCUGUAGUUUGCAAAUCUGAAGUUACAGAGCAAGUCAAAGAUGCAGGAACAGUCUCAACCAUGCAGAAACCCUUAACUCUUGCAGACAAGCUGCCUGCAGGAGAAACGUUGCUUGAAGAAUCUGCCAAAACUGAUGAUGCAGGUGAACCAAUGGAGCUUGAAGCAACGGGGGUUAAAGUGUCAGAGCAUGUUCCUGAAGACUCCGCCAACAAGAACCAAACACCAACAAGUUCAAGUGAGACCCAGCUGACAGAAACCUCUGUCAAAGCUUCAACACAAGUCCAGCAAAGCACCCUGCCAGAACUGGAAUCAAGAGCACAAGAACCAGAGACCAGGACAGAAGAGGCUGGGACGAAAACAACACAGAAAGAGACUCACAUCGAUCCAGCUGUGUCCACUGAGGUACCCUCAUCCUCUAAACCAGCAGCAGCGAUGGAUCAGGAGAAACCUGCAGCCUCCCAACAGUCGAGCCCUGCAGUCACUCCUCCAACCAUCGGGGAGACGUUAGAGAAGCACUUGUUUCCACGCAGCAUCUAUUGCCGGUCGUUUUGUAACUACCAACCUGAGAAUAUUCCCAAAGGUUACAAACAAGUGCUCAUCAGUGGACUGCCGCUGUAUCACGAAGGUUUCUACACGGAGGGGGACGUCGCCAAUGUGCUGGCUCCAUUUGGGUUCAGAGACAAAGACAACCUCUUCGUCAUUCCUCAGUCGUGCAUGGCCUUUGCCAUGAUGUCAUCAGUGGAGAAUGUGAUCUACUUGAUGAGAGAGUCUGUCAUGAACGGCAUUUACUUCAGAGGGAUCAGACUCCUGAUUGAAAUCGUAGGCAGUUGCUUCCCGCUGACGCCGGUUGAGUUUUAUGGAUAUCUGAAGAGGGUGCUCAAGUGUUCUACACCUGACGAGGCAGAGAGGACGGUCAUCAUCAAGAACAUUUCCCAGAGUGAGAUGAGGGAGCUCAGAGAAGCCCUGAAAGAGUUUGGCACCAUCACAAACUUCAUGCCGCUCCUCAGCAAGCUUUUCAUAGAAUUUGAGUCGGUCAGAGACGCAGAUACGUUUGAAGGUUGGUACCUUCAGAUGUAUCCAACUCCUCGUCACAAUGUGUGGCCGAAAAGACAGAUCCUCAGACUCCAGUCAUCAAGUCCUGGGAUUGAAGUUAUGACAACAACAGGCGCAGCAUUGGAAAAGGACGCCUCCAAAACGGCCGACAACGCCUCCGCUGUGACGACAGAAAAGGUCUCUUCUUCCACAACUACAUCAGAAGCUGCAACGAGUCCAAGUGUUGCAGAGGAUGCAACCGUGCCCUUCAAACCAGAACCUGAGAAAUCAGAACCUGUGGAGGAGCUGACAAAGACUGACCAAGCUAAUGAGUCAGAAAACAAGACAGUGGUUGAAGCAAAGAGCUUGGAACCAGAACCGUUAUCAGAGAGCUUGACUGCAACAGAAGAUGUGUCAAAUAAAGAGGUCGCAAAAGGAAAUCCGCCUGACUCUGGUGACUCCGAAGAGAAGCCUGAAAACCGUCUUAAAGGACCUGGUGCUGGGCUGAAAGGAGCUGAUAAAGACAGGACAGUUGGUGAUCCAGCAAAAGGCCAGUCGAUUGAAGAAAAGGUCUUGCCCCCCCAUGUGGAACUGGCCCCAAGUCUGCAGAAACCCCAAACUGAAGUGGAGUCAGAAGUUGAACAUAAUGAAGUAAUGGCAGUGAAGGUUCCUGGAUCUUUAGAGGUGCCGACAGACGCAGCUGAGGUUGUGGAAGAAGAAGAUGUAGCAGCUCUUGAACCUAACGAUGAAGACGAAGAUGAACCCAUGGAGCUUUGGGAGCAAGGAGUUGAAGAAGCUACAAGUUCAGAGGCUGAUCCAGGGAAUUCUGCAGAGAGACCCAAAGAGGACCAGGCUGAGACAAAAACUAGACGAACAGCGGAGGAACCAUCAUCCUCCAAACCAUCAUCAACGAGCCAGCAGAAGAAACCUGCAGCCUCCAAACAGUGGUCCACUGCAGUCACUCGUCCAACCAUCGGGGAGAUGUUAGAGAAGCACUUGUUUCCACACACCAUCUAUUGCAAGCAGGCAGCCAACCUCUCAGCAGUGUCUCCUGACAGACAGCUGCUCAUAACGGGCCUGCCGACGUAUCAGGAAGGUCUCUACACAGAGGACGACAUCGCCGAUUUGCUCACUCCAUUCGGGUUUCAAGACAAAGAAGACAAACUCUUCGUCAUCCCUCAGUCGCGCAUGGCCUUCAUCAUGAUGCCGUCUGGGAAACAUGUGUUCCACCUUGUAAGAGAGUCCGAGAAGAACGGCCUUUACCUCGGAGAGAAGGAACUCUUUGUUCAAGUCGUAUGCCUCCGAUAUCCAAUGAGGCUGCUUCAGUUUUACAGAUUUCUGAAGAAGCUGUUGAAGUGUUCUGCGUUGGGUGAAGGUGACAGAACCGUGCUCAUCAGGAACAUUUCCCUGACUGAGAUGAAGGAGCUCAGAGAAGCUCUCAAAGACUUUGCUCCCAUCAAAAACUACACGCCCCUCCUCAACAAGCUUUUUGUAGAAUUUAAGUUUGCUCAAGAUGUUGAUCGGUUUGAGGAGUGGUACGGUCACCUGGGCCACGCCCCUGAUCAUGAAGUCGUCAGGCUGAAGAAGCAAGGUCCUGUGACUAAACUGACGACACACAAGGAUGCAGCCAAGGAGAGCCAUCUGACUUUUGGGGAGAACUUUGAGAAGUUCCUGACUAAGAAAAAACUGGGAACCAUCAAGUCUGACUCUGCGAAUACGCCAAAAAUGCUCCUCUCUUGGCUGCACAACGAUACCUCCCACACCGAGGACGACAUCAUCGAACUGCUCACUCCGUUCGGGUAUCAACACAAAGACCACAACAUCUAUGUGUUUCCUCAGGCAUGCUUGGCCUUCGUCCAGAUGCCGACGGCGAGGGAUGUGUUUGACAUAUUAAGAGCCUCAAAAAGAGAUCCCAUCAUGUUGAACGGCUCUGGGCUGACUGUCCAUGCUUUAAACGACAUCGUUUCAUUGAGACCGUUCUGGUUCUAUAAAUCCCUGAUGCAGCUGGUGAACUAUCCUGUGACAGAGGACAAAGACAGCGUGAUCUUCAUCAGGAACAUCUCAGCCAGUGAGUUCCAGGAACUCAGAGAGGUUCUGAAAAAACUGGACUCCGUCAGGAACUUCUGGCCCCUCCUCAACAAGGUGUUUAUAGAGUUCCAGACGCCCCGUGAUGCUGAUUGGCUCGGGGUUUGGUACAGUCUGAUGAAAAAGCCUCCUGACCAUCGAAUCCAGAGGCUGAAGAUACCACACAGCAGCAGCAGCUCAUGUCCGGCACCAAAAAUCCCUCAGGACUUUCUCCUUGAGAGCAAGGAUCUAAUCGAAGGGGCGACUCUCCCGUCAGGAACAGCCGGCGUCCCACAGGGCAGCACCUCGCCGUUCUGGAUCAGUUUGAGGAACAGUCCCUACGUGUUCCCCACCAUGUGUCCUUGGUUCAUCAUCCCAGAGUACCAGACUGCCAAGGGCGUGUAUGACAUCGAGAAGGCCAGUCGUCGAGGUUUGAUGUGCCCGACUGUCAUGCUGACCGGGUUACCAGAAGGAGACUACAAGCAUGAGGACGUGGCGAGGCUGGUGUGGCCAUUUUUCCCCAAACACACCCUUCGCUCCUUGUACUACAACGUGACCGUCUUACCGCUGCAGAGGAGGGCGUUUGUGUUCUUCGCCGAUUGGACCACCUGCUGCGAUUUCGUCAAAGCUCACAUCGAGAAGCGGAAUUCACUCAAAGGACGAAUGAUCAACGUCCACUUUGUGUUGCAGAACAUGUAUCCUGAGUCCAACGAGGAGGCGAUGUACAGAAGCCUGAUGAAGCUGAGUAACGCUGGAGUUCCUGACCUAACGUCUCUGGAGGAGCGGCUGCUGUGCGUGGAGGUCUCUGAGGUGUCUCUGGACGUCAUCACCUUGGUCAUAGAAAUGGUGGCGUCCAUUACGACCUUUGUCAACUUCCUUCCUCUCGCCAACAGAAUAUGCAUCGAGAUGGCCGACUCCAGCGGUGUCGCCCAAGUGGUGGAGAAAUACAACGACCUUUCCCCCAGCUCGUUCACAGAGGACCCAGCUUGGAGUAAAGUUCAAAACUUUGAGACCUUGGAGAGCCUCAGACAGCGCCUACAAGCCUCUGAUGACGUCACGAUAAACUUUGAACCCGCCACCAUCAGUGAAAUCAACGAUCCCUCUGACAUCGACAAGACCGAGCUGCAGUCCAUCAGGGUGACGGUGGGCUCACAGAGACUCGUUCGAAAGGGCAGGUCUCUGAGCCGGGAGAGGACGGGUCAGGAUGAUUUCACAGAAGACAACAUCUGCUCUGACGCCUACCUCUUCGACGAGCUACAGUUCAACGAGGAGGACUUUGUCACCGUCGACGAAGUUUACGAUGACGCCGAGCCUCAUCACUCCUCCUCAUCCACGCGCUCCUCAAGACAGAGAACAGAGAGACAGAGCUCAGGUGGUCGAAGGACCUCCACAAGGUCCUCCAAAGACCACAGAAGCUCAGCCUCAUCAUCCUCGACGGCUAGAUCGACUAAAGGUUCCAGAUCUUCCAGCUCGAGCACCGAUUUAAAAAACUCAUCUAAACCCACCAAAUCCAGUACCAAACCUUCAUCCUCUACAAGUAAGGCCUCCUCCUCCUCUUCUCUUCUAGAGUCGACUGAAACUCCUUCCUCCUCUGGUCCAGGUACGCAUGAAAGGGAAAGUGUAAAACCCACAGCAGGUGUUCAGGCUUCAGUCGAGACUCAACCAGAGCAGCUUGAAGAGGAAUCAGAAGACGGCGCAGUAGCAGGGUCUGACCACAGAGUGUCAGCAGAGGGCUCUGCUACAGAAACUGUUGAGUCAGAGGCAAAAAUGGAAGCAAGAAAAGAGAUGCAUCCUCCUCAGCAGGGACAAGGAUUAGAUUUGACCCAAACUCAGGACCCAGAGGUUGAUUUAAAUGGUAGCACAAAGAAAAACCAGAAGAAAGGCAAAGAAGAUGAGAAGAAUACAGCCGGUCAAAUCCUCAAUUCAUCCGAUGAUCAAUCAAACAAGCGGAUGGAACAUGAAGGCCAAGAAGGAAGCUCUGGACCCCUGCCUGCUGGAUCUGAGGGAGGCCAGAUCUUUGAUAGUGUCGAAGAUAACCCUGAGGAGUUUGUUGAAAUGGACGUUGAAGGUCCUUCACAAGAAGACAGUUUGGCUUUAAAGCAGCUAUCGGAAGAAGAUGCUGUUCCAAAAACUGAUGAGCCUACAGGCAAGGAUGGAUCAGGUGCAGGACAAGAGACCAGCAAUGAGGAUCAGUGUGAGGAACAAGCUCCAAGGGGGAAGAGGACUACAAGGCAAAAAGGAAGGGAAGUCAAAGGCAGCAAAGCCUCCAAAGAGGAAGGAACUCACGAGGGGCAAACUCCCGAUGAAGGUGGCAAUGAAGAGGACUUGAGAGAUCCUGACACCGACCAAGCCUUUGAAAUACUGGAUUCCAUCGACGAUCAGACUGAAACAGAAGAAGACCGCCGUGUAAAACCUGAACCUUCCAGUGCACCGACAUCCGAAGACAAGAGACCAGCGGAGGAAGAGGACGACACAUAUCAGGUCAUCGAUUCUGUGGAGGAUCAGACUUCAGAGUCAGAUGCAGGAAGAAGGCAAUCGAGAUCCAGGAGAGGGAACGCCAUCGCCAGGAAAGAUGAUAGGCCUUCAAGGAGGAGCAAUCUUAUGAGCGAGACACCUAAAAGUGCUGAGAAGGAGAGAUCCCCCAAGAAACAAGACCAGACUCGUAAGACGCGUGCAAAGAUGGGCGCCACCGCAGCAAAACAGGCCGGUGAGGAGAUGCUGUUUGAAGUAGUAGAUUCUGUUGAAGGGGAACCAGUUGUGGACGCCGCAGUCAAGGAAAGCUUUGGUAGAAGAAGAAGCACCAGAGGAAAGAAGGAAUCAGAGAAACCCGAGGAGGUUACGUACGAGAUCUUAGACUCUGUGGAGACGGCGAACGAUGAACCAACCGUCACAACAAGAUCAAGAAGAGGAAGAACAUCUGAAGGAGCUCCAGUUGGGAAAUCAAAAAAAGAAGAAGACACGCCGACAAGGAGGAGGCAGACUCCCGCCAGAGAGUCACGAAGCAGGGAGAAGACGCCAAAGAAGGAGGAGAAAGAGAGCUCGCCAACGAAGAAGAGCGCCGCUGCUGUUGGAGAGGCAACUGAGGAGGUUGCUACCUAUCAGAUCCUGGACUCCGUGGAGGACGGCGUCGAGGAUGAUCCGCCAGCUACGAGAGGAAAAGGCAAAAGGGGAAGGCAGAAGAAACAGCUUAAAACCGCUAAAAAAGACAACGCGGCAUCAAGUAAGGAUGACAAAGACGCGUCUGAAAAAGUGGCGGAAGAAGACGAAGCGACGUAUCAGAUUCUGGAUUCUGUGGAGGAUGUGGACGACCAGCCCCUCGUAGAGCAACCGGGGAGCGAAAGCAAAGAGGACGAGCAAGAACAGAAGAGCGCUCCUCUUGUGGCGUCAAGCAAAAGUGAGGAGGCGGAGGAGGAACCGUUGUUUCAGGUCGUAGAUUCUCUGGAAGACGAUCAAGAAGUUCAAGAAGAGCAGACGACCGCGGCGGCGGCGUCUGAUAGAGAACGACGAGAAGAAACAGAAGAUGAAAGUCUCCCUCAGAAGGUCGACGCUUCAGAGGUGUCAGUCAGUGAUGAGUUAUCCCUCACAGAAGAGUCGGGUACAGGUAAGAAGGUAGAGGACUCAUCACCAAUCAAAUCCCAGAGUGUUGCUGUCACGCCUGAAAGAGAGAGCAAGGAGAAAGAACAGACAGAAAGCUCUCUGGUGAAUCUAGACAAAGUUAGUGACGAGGAGGAGGAUUACCCGGACGACACAGCGGAGGAGGAAGAACUGAGGAAGCGCCAAGCUGCCGCGAAAGAGAAGUUAUUACCGAGGGGGCAGCGAGCGAGGAGGACUGCGGCGAGGGAGGAGAGGGAGCAAAGGAGCCGAAGAGGAGGCGAUGGAGGAGGGGGGGGGAGUCAAAGGGGGAGUAAAAGAGGAAGGGUGGAGGUGGAUUCCCGGGAGCUGGUGACUCUGGACGAGGUGGGGGCAGAUGAGGUCGAAGAUGAAAAGGUGCCUGAGGAGGGAACGGAAGGAGAGGCGCAAGCACUCGUCACUCUGGAUGAGUUCGUAGAAGAAGAGGCGGAGGAGGGAAAGGUGGGGGUGACGAAAGGAGAGGAGGCGCAGGCACUAGUUACUUUGGAUGAGUUCAUAGAAGAAGAGAGAAAGGCAGAGCAAAGCCAAGAGGAUGAAUCCGUGGAUGACCUGAACCCUGAGACUUUGGUAACUCUAGAUGAAGCCGACUUUGACGAAGACGACAAGCCGGAUGUGGAGCGAACCAAGAAAACUCAAACAUCGGCAAAACGCAAGCAUGAUGACGACACAGAGGAAAGCAUGAACUUUGUGAUCGUGGAUGAGGUAAAAGAUGAGGACAACAGGGAAGCUGCAACACCCAGGACAAGAGACCGAGCCAAGAAGAGAACCAGGCAGACCCCUGUAAGAAAAUCUACCAGGGGGAAACCGGAGAGAACGAUGGAUGAACGAGAAGAAGAAAAGAAACCAACUGAUGGACUUCCUUCCACUGCACACGAUGCCUCUUCCUCCUCCUCCUCGUCAUUGGACAAAGAUCCAUCAAAACUUUCAAAUGAUGUCCAAGAGGAGGUACGGGACACAGCAGCAAGCCAAGACAGCUGCGACCCCAACACUGCUGUGACGGAGCUGCAGCCUCCGGAGGAAGGAGAGGAGGAAAGAGAAGGAAGGAGCAGGAUGGAGGUGAAAGUUGUGAGUAAACAAAGGAGGGAGCUGGACGCAUCUGAAGCAAAGCGAUCUCGUUCUCAGUCUCCUUCUGUCCCUGACGACUUGCCCGAAUUCAAACCGAACAACCCCCUCGGUAAAGAUUUCGUCGUCCCGGGUUUUUUCUGCAAUAUCUGCUCUGUCUUCUAUCGGAGCGAGAGCAUCGCCAAGGAGGUCCACUGCAGCAGCCAGGCACACUACGACAAACUGAAGAAACAUUAUCAGAAGCUUCGAGAGGAAUCAAUAAGCUCAACGCAAAGACUGACCCCAACAACUUCAACCGAAUCGGUAAAAAUGUGAGAGAGCUGGACGAGCUUUAAGUUCACCCUCUCACAGUUACGGUGCCUUGUUCUGCUCUACAGUUUUUUUUUUUGCAUCAAUCAUCAAACAUCAAUAAAAAAUGAACCUUUUUGAAAGUUGCUACAAGACGUCUUCAAAUCAUCGAUUGAUUAAUAACUUCAGCAAUUUUGGUACAGUCAAGGUAAGAAUGUAAGUGCACAUCCAGUUUCUAUUUUCAUUCAAUGAUCUGUUUUUACAUCAUUUUCCAACAACCCCCCUUGUGUCCUUUUCUUCUGCUGUUCCUCAAUUUGUCCAACUCAGAAACACAGAAUCACAUGUCAAACUGAGUUCAGACUUUGUAGUUCAGAGUAUCUUUUGACUCCCACAGUGCCCAUUCUUGAGAGGGGGUACCUUCAUAGUCCCAGGUCUUCUUUGCAGUGUGGUCAAAUAUGUCUUAAAGGGAUAUUUCAGUGUUUUUGAAGUGGGGUUGUAGGUGUCACUAGUCCCUGUAGCAGCCACAAUGGAUGCCGCUCAGCUCCGCCCCUUUAAUGUGAAACAACACGUAGGCUAGGCUACAUAUCUCUGCAGACGGGGGCCGGUUCUGCCACGCAAUUGAGCUAAUUUUGAGAGACUCUGACCCAUGUACUCAUCUCUGUUUAGUUGUAUGCACUACUGGGGAUUUAUUCAGGACUUACCUUUGCCAUCAGAAAGCCUGUUUUUGUUUUGGCGCUAUUUUCGAGUGCAACACAGACAUGCUGGGUCUGUGGACUGGUGGCAAAGAGCAUACACCUAAACCGAGAUGAAUGCUUGGUUGGAGUCUUUCAAAAUCUGCAAAAUUACGUGGCAGAACUGGCCCCGUCUGCAGAAAACUGUAGCCUAGCUUGUGUGCAGUUUCAAAUGGGCAACACCUAGGUCGAUUGGAUGAACUGUUUUCAAGCUAUGACAAUGCACAAGGGUGGAAUAGUGCCACCUGUUGGUCAAACUGCACCAAAUUUCCCACAGAUACUCAGUUAUCCUAUUUUCACAUGCCCACCAAAUUUGGUUGGAAUACAGGAGACGAGCUGAGCGGCAUCUGUUGUGGCAGGUACAACUACUAGUGACAUAAAACUCAUACUACCCCACUUAAAAAAAACUGAAACAUCCCUUUAAUAUAGAUUUGAUUGAGUCUUAAUGGCAGAAAAAACGACCCAUGUGUAACUGAAUACAGCUUGAAUUAACAAAUGGGCAACACCUAGGUCAAUUGGAUGAACCGCUUUCAAGCUAUGACAAUGCACAAUGGUGGAACAGCGCCACCUGUUGGUCAAACUGCACCAAAUUUUACACAGUCACUCAGAUAUCCUGUCUACACAUGUCCACCAAAUUUGGUUGGAAUCGCUUUGCAACAAGCAUUUGUACGAGUUUCGUGAACUUGCGAUAAAAAGCUGUUAUAAACACCAAAAUAAAAUGUUGUGGAGGAACUUUGUCAACUUGGCCUGAAGGUGAUCUGAACCAGAUUUAGUGAUGAGUUCUCAAAGUUUGGAGUAGUAAAAGUUUCUUGAGUUGCAGAAAAUUGAAGAUUCUGCCAGACUCAAAGAAAUGAGUAACAAGUUUUGCUUGGCUCAAAAGCACAAGACCAAAACACAAGGUUUGAUUCAUAUUUCUCACUUUGGUUUUUAACAACACAUUCAAAAGUGUGAUAUUAGAACAAACAAUACUCAAAGUAUCAGAUCUAUGCUUGUCAUGAAAAGGAGGCAAGGGGGAUAUCUCACUCUAAUGUAACAUGAAAUACCUUUUAAUGGAUGAUCUGUAUCUCAGAAGACUUUAUGUGUUGAAGCUUUAUAAAUGAAACCCUGAAUGUAAUCUUGUAUAUAUGUGAAAUGUUCAGGUUCCUUAACCAUUUGUUGUUGUUUCUAGUUUUGAAAUGACUUAUUUUCUUUCUUUGUUUAACUUCUGAACAUUAAUGAAGCGUUCCUUAGUUUCUGCAGUUUAUGUAACAAAGUCAUACAAUUUUAGAGAAGACCAUAUGAUGUAAUUACACACUAUGUGAGGUAUUGACUCAUAUUUGAAGGACAUAAAAUAUCAUAUACAGACACUUUGUGUUCAAAGUUCUUAGUUUUCAUAAGUUACCUUGGUGCCGUUUCUUUAGUCACAUGUGGUACGUGUAAUUUCUGUACAGCUUGCUUUGUUGUAUUUCUAUAAAAUAAAUAUAAACCUGGAAAUCAAA